This is a messenger RNA of Aphanomyces invadans, 1974 nucleotides long. RefSeq lists its product as hypothetical. NCBI's taxonomy places the organism in Eukaryota, Oomycota, Saprolegniomycetes, Saprolegniales, Verrucalvaceae. Bases 7 to 1932 code for a protein of 641 amino acids. The transcript has a single exon. The record is from RefSeq and is a predicted model, not a curated record.
ACAAAAAUGACCGAGAAGGGCUCGACGAUUGCUGCAUACAUUCGCCGCUUCCGUGGUCCACCGACGUCCAGAGAAGAGAGGUCUCGCGAAUACAGAGCGCAAGACUUCUGGUGGCUGGACAAGAGAUCUGCCCUGGAAGAAGCCCAUGGUCGUGCGCAGCAUCAACUGUCACGUAUGGACGAUGAUGUCGACGAUCAGAGCAAGGCCUGGGACGACAUCGAUGGGCAUACCAUCUCUUCCUCGCGUGAAUAUGCUGACCAUACUGCUUCCGACACAGUCAUGUCCAUGAAUGAGCUUUCUGCAUCGACAGAUCUCGUCGCAUCAUCACUUCAACCAUUGAACACUGCGCCGGCAUCCCCGCCGCCACCACCACCACCGUCACCACCAUCGCUUCUCAACGGAAUUUCAUUUACAAGCAGUGCUAACAGUAGCGACGCUCCUCCUCUACCAUGCUCCACUGCGGCUGUGGACGACCUUCUUUCGCCCAAACGCACCAACAACGACGACUCCGCCUUUCGUUACGUCCAUGACGAGCUCGGGUCAUCCCUUUGGGAGGACAUAGGUCCCAACGUGUCGUCCACGUCAUCUUGCGCUCCACGCGUGAACGUUCCUUUAGCUGGGCCAUACCCUGGAAUGGAUGGGCUGGACGAUGAAGUGUCCAUGUCGAGCAGCAUCGAGUCGGCAUGGUAUGCGGUGCGACCGGAAGACGUCUUGAUGGAGCAUCCCGAGGUGACCAUUCAGCGUCUCCGCUCCCGUCUUGGUCUCAUGCCUUUGACGUCCACUUCGUCGCUGCCGUUGUCCCGCGCGGUCCGCUCUUUUCGAACGGAUGUGUCCGGAGUAGACGAUUCCACAUUGUCCCUCGACCCUUCCUUCGACAUGGCUCCGUACGCAAACGCCGUCGGCUCCCGCAUUUCACUCGAAAGCCCGCCACGAGUUCCUUCCGACGCGCCUUCGCGCCUCGUCCGCGACGAAGUGAUUUCUCCGAUGGUGGCAGAGCCGGCAUUUCUCGCACCGGCGCGCGCGAUGCAUUUUCCAGUGUUCAAGGUGACGACCAUGGCGCCAUGGAUACUUGAGCCACAGGUGGCGCCACCCGACACGUUCGCCUCAUCAGUGCUGUCCACGGCGCCUAUCCGAGGUGAACGAUUCAGCGAGUUUGUGCAUCCAGCAAGUGUGGACGCGCCAAACGCGGCAGCGCAAGUUGCUCGAGAUGAAGCUGAUACAACGUUCAAGUUGAAUGAAAGUGAUCCUCGUGAGCAAGACACACCCCGCGCGGCAGAGCAACUGCCUUCCGCGCACUCGACACCACAACAAGCGGAGCCUGCCAACGUUUCACCGUCAGCUUCUUCCAGUUCAAGCGGCCAGACGCCACCAAAACGACCCAGUGUCGGCAUUGCCUUUCGAGCGCCCAUCCACCCUCGUCGGUCUGUCGAGACGUACAAAGCGCCAACGGACGAAUCGCCAACUCCAGGUCCACCGCCUCCAGAAGUCGGUCAUGUCGUCGAGGAACUGGUGUCGUCCGUUGUCCUGUCGUGGGUGGAAGCGUCCUCGGUAGUGGAAGCACCGACGGAGGUGGAGGCACCCUCGGAGAUGGAAGCACAUGUCGAUGCUUUCGCCACCACACCCUUGCUGCAGGAAGAACAAGUUGUUGUCGAAGCAGAAGUGGCCGACGACAUUCCUUUUCUCCAACGAGAUCACGGCAUGGUAGUAGGCAGGAGAUCGUGCAGCCCAACAGGCGGCUCCGCGGAUACCGCCGCGGAGAAACCCACAUGCCCAUCCGACGAAAGUGAAUGGGACCACAACGUGCUGGACAACGACACGUGCGAGUUCUUGAAUGACGACGUCGUGCGCAUGCUGGUACAACGAAUCCUGCUGUGCGAAGAAGCUCUCGCGAUUAUGAACGCCCGAAACGUACUACAGCAAGCCCACGAAUAACUCGUCUUGGUCGUGAACCAAUUCAUGGUUGCUUGUCUGGGA